Messenger RNA from Zeugodacus cucurbitae (melon fly), 1777 nucleotides. RefSeq lists its product as uncharacterized. The transcript has 7 exons. Bases 1 to 1083 code for a protein of 360 amino acids. Lineage: Eukaryota; Metazoa; Arthropoda; Insecta; Diptera; Tephritidae. Gene Ontology annotation, molecular function: nucleic acid binding. The record is from RefSeq and is a predicted model, not a curated record.
AUGAAUAGACUUACUAACGAGCAACGCUUGCAAAUCAUUGAAUUUUAUUACCAAAAUCAGUGUUCGGUUCGAAAUGUGUUUCGCGCUUUACGUCCGAUUUAUGGUCUACAUAAUCGACCAAGUGAGCAAACAAUUAAUGCGAUUGUGACCAAGUUUCGCACUCAGUUUACUUUAUUGGACAUUAAACCAACCACACGAAUGCGUACAGUGCGUACAGAAGAGAAUAUUGCGUCUGUUUCUGAGAGUGUGGCUGAAGACCGUGAAAUGUCGAUUCGUCGCCGUUCGCAGCAAUUGGGUUUGUGUUAUUCGACCACAUGGAAGAUUUUACGCAAAGAUCUUGGUGUAAAACCGUAUAAAAUACAGCUCGUGCAAGAACUGAAGCCGAACGAUCUGCCACAACGUCGAAUUUUCAGUGAAUGGGCCCUAGAAAAGUUGGCAGAAAAUCCGCUUUUUUAUCGACAAAUUUUGUUCAGCGAUGAGGCUCAUUUCUGGUUGAAUGGCUACGUAAAUAAGCAAAAUUGCCGCAUUUGGGGUGAAGAGCAACCAGAAGCCGUUCAAGAACUGCCCAUGCAUCCCGAAAAAUGCACUGUUUGGUGUGGUUUGUACGCUGGAAUCAUUGGACCGUAUUUUUUCAAAGAUGCUGUUGGACGCAACGUUACGGUGAAUGGCGAUCGCUAUCGUUCGAUGCUAACAAACUUUUUGUUGCCAAAAAUGGAAGAACUGAACUUGGUUGACAUGUGGUUUCAACAAGAUGGCGCUACAUGCCACACAGCUCGCGAUUCUAUGGCCAUUUUGAGGGAAAACUUCGGAGAACAAUUCAUCUCAAGAAAUGGACCCGUAAGUUGGCCACCAAGAUCAUGCGAUUUAACGCCUUUAGACUAUUUUUUGUGGGGCUACGUCAAGUCUAAAGUCUACAGAAAUAAGCCAGCAACUAUUCCAGCUUUGGAAGACAACAUUUCCGAAGAAAUUCGGGCUAUUCCGGCCGAAAUGCUCGAAAAAGUUGCCCAAAAUUGGACUUUCCGAAUGGACCACCUAAGACGCAGCCGCGGUCAACAUUUAAAUGAAAUUAUCUUCAAAAAGUAAAUGUCAUGAACCAAUCUAACGUUUCAAAUAAAGAACCGAUGAGAUUUUGCAAAUUUUAUGCGUUUUUUUUUAAAAAAAAAGUUAUCAAGCUCUUAAAAAAUCACCCUUUAGUUGAUUUACAAUGGAAUUGGACAAGUUAAUUGUGCCGAUAAUGGAUUACUUUGAGAGCGAAAGAUUUGUGAACCCUAUACGUAUUUCCCGAUAAAAAGAUAUUGUCGACCACGUGGGCUUGAGUCUUGUUAUAAAAGGAAUGAAAUGACAAGGUAGAGGUUAAUAGCUGCCCUGGAGAUGUUUAUACAUACAUAUACACUUGAAGCGGGAAAGCAUGUGGCGCAAGUGCCGAUUUCCAUGAGUUAUCAAGCUCUUAAAAAAUCACCCUUUAGUUGAUUUACAAUGGAAUUGGACAAGUUAAUUGUGCCGAUAAUGGAUUACUUUGAGAGCGAAAGAUUUGUGAACCCUAUACGUAUUUCCCGAUAAAAAGAUAUUGUCGACCACGUGGGCUUGAGUCUUGUUAUAAAAGGAAUGAAAUGACAAGGUAGAGGUUAAUAGCUGCCCUGGAGAUGUUUAUACAUACAUAUACACUUGAAGCGGGAAAGCAUGUGGCGCAAGUGCCGAUUUCCAUGAGAUCUUGGUGCAUUAUUCAAAAAUAAAAUGUAAUAUAAUGAAUAUUAAUAAAGGAAGAAAUUACUAUUAA